GGGACGAAGGGCCGUCAGCAGCAGCAGAUCAGCAACAGGCGAGAGGAGAUCGACCGAGCGCAAGCCCAAGCGCAGGACAUGCCAAGCCGACACUCCGCAAGGCUGCGGCUCAGUCAUGUGAAAGUCACACCCGGCUCGCCAAAUGAGGCUCGCCAAAGGACACUGCCCGAUGAGACUCGGCCAAGAGGCCCGACCCAAGCAGGUCCAGCCCCAAACGAGCCCUGGGCAUACAAUUGCCGCUCCACCACGACCAAGACCAAGACCAAGACCAGGACCAAGACGCCUCGCGAGGAGGAUGCUGGCGGAUCCUGUGUGCGCUGCGGGCCUGCCGAGAAGGCCGCGCGGCGGCCGAGCACGCGGUCGGGAGGCGUGUGCUGGUCGGCAGGUUGAGAUUGUUGGCUUGGCUGGCCGGCUGGCCUCACAGUCCCAUCUUGCCGUCCACCUGCUCCCAUUCAUCAGCUCUUGCGUCAGGCAUAUUGAUCGCCAGAGCGUCUCAUUUCGACCGCCAGAGUGCUUUCGCAUGCAUGCAUUGCAUUAUAUUCUGCUGCCCUUCAUGACAUUGCCUGCAUUGCCCGCAUUGCACUGCGUUGUAUUGCCGUUCAUGACAUUGCGCUGGAUUGCAUUGCGCUGGAUUGCUUAGCUUGUUUUAUCGUUCCUUAUAUUGUCAGACUUGAUUUAUUCUGUCCUGAUAUGCACUCAGCUUAUAGCUCUGACCUGGGCUUGAUUUCGUCGUGAUCGCGUCAGUCGUAUCAACGUGCCGGCGCAGGAUUUUGUCGCUGUGCUCCACCCCGAA
This is a messenger RNA of Polychytrium aggregatum, 793 nucleotides long. RefSeq lists its product as uncharacterized. The transcript has 2 exons. Bases 143 to 640 code for a protein of 165 amino acids. NCBI's taxonomy places the organism in Eukaryota, Fungi, Chytridiomycota, Chytridiomycetes, Polychytriales. The record is from RefSeq and is a predicted model, not a curated record.